GGCGCAGGCCGAGGUGGCACCUUCCCACGACAACUUCCUCUUACUUUCACCUCUCACUUCAAAGGGCUCACGGCGAGUGGCACUGACAACUCCCACAAUCCUCCACGGCGCACUUUAGCAAAUCCCCAAAUCUCAGUCGCACGCACGUAUCGACGCACACUCUGCGGAGCACUGUUUGUCCCCAAGACAACCAAGCCUCCCUCCUUCUGCGGUCGCCAGCAGCCUUGAUAUAGCCACAGAGAUCUCUUAACCUGCGAGAGAUCAACAACUCGACGAGGAGGUGAAGAAGUCCAAGAAGAAGGAGAACGGGCGAGGGUCUGUUCAAUAGUACAACACCGGAGCAGACGGCACCGCCUUUCCGCUCUCCCGUCUCUUUGAGCCGUGGAACGGCCCAGAGUCAAUCCAAGCGAUAUCCCCGAUUCGACACAGCCCUUCAAGCGGUCAGUCGUCAAAGGCUGUAGGUCCAGAGGCCGGCAUCAGCUUGCAGCCAGUCUCGCGUUUGGAGGCCUGGACAUAAAACCACAAGCCACGAGCCCGCCGCGAUGGCCGACGCCUACGGGCGUGAAGAACAAAACAACGCACUCCUCUCAUCCCUCUCCCAAAAGACCUCGGCCCUGAAACACAUCACGCUCGACAUCUACGACAAUGCGCGCAGCCAGGGCACGCUGGACAACACGAACGAGGUGUUCAGCAGCAUGAGCACCAACAUCCGCGGCAGCGCGGGCCGGCUGACGCGCAUGGCGCGCCAGGGGGACAAAGUGGCAGUGCUGAAGGUGGCAGCCAUCGUCGUGGUGGGCGGGCUGCUCGUGUGGUGGAUUGGCGGGUGGAUAUUGGGGUUGUUCUUGGGAAGGUAAUAGUGACGAUAACUAGACGCCAAAGGCAAGAGAAAGGAAGGGAAGCAGGAGUACAGCAAAGGUUUCGAUCAUACUGUAUUGAUACACUGUCUGUCUGUUUCAUUAUAAUGAUGCCCAAAGGUUGGUUUCCGUUCGUAAGAAUGCCUUUUUGUCAUGAUCAUGAUCCGUAAUGAUGCCC
Molecule: messenger RNA, 1032 nt
Organism: Cladophialophora immunda
Lineage: Eukaryota; Fungi; Ascomycota; Eurotiomycetes; Chaetothyriales; Herpotrichiellaceae
Exons: 2
Coding region: 543-854 (103 amino acids)
Biological process (GO): intra-Golgi vesicle-mediated transport
Source: RefSeq, a predicted model, not a curated record